AUGCUGGAUCUGGAGGUGGUGCCUGAGCGCUCUCUGGGGAACGAGCAAUGGGAAUUCACGCUGGGAAUGCCUCUGGCUCAGGCAGUAGCCAUUCUUCAGAAGCACUGUGGCAUCAUCAAAAAUGUCCAGGUUCUCUACAGUGAUCAGUCUCCUCUAAGCCAUGACCUCAUCCUUAACCUGACUCGAACUGCCUGUCACAUCCUCCUCAGCGGGUCUUCAUGUGCCACCUGUGGGUUUUCUUGGACACCUUGCCAGUGUUGA
Molecule: messenger RNA, 261 nt
Organism: Pipistrellus nathusii (Nathusius's pipistrelle)
Lineage: Eukaryota; Metazoa; Chordata; Mammalia; Chiroptera; Vespertilionidae
Source: the annotation of a GenBank genome assembly